CGUGCUGAACGAAUUCUCAAACACACUCUUGAAGAGGAAUCCUGCCGAAGAAGCUCAAGUGAAUCACCCCUUGGGUUUGAGCUCACGUCUCUGAGUUGCUUCACUUCAUUCAGUCUCGAGACACCGGACCGACCACAAGGUGUUGGAGCUCACAGUCUGUAGUCGGUUUUCUUUUGUACUUGAAGGUUUCUCAUUGUGCUUUUUACACAUUUUAUACUUAAUUGCUCUUCAGUGAUGAUUAUUGCCUUGUGGAGAUUGCGUCACUGGUUUUGGGUGUGAAGAAUUUUUUUCUUUUAAUUUAAUUUUCCAAAAAGAGAAAAAAACAAUUAUACGUGUGUCCCAGGUGUGCCAGUGAGGAAGGCACAUUUUAAAACAAUUCAACGAUUUUUGUUCAGAGCGAAUCUAAAAUUGAAGGUCAACCUGUAUGUGUGUGGAUUAUUCGAUGGAUACCAAGUGUGACGAUCCAGGUGAAAAACGCGCCAAAAGACAGCACCUGUGACAACGGAGACUUCCUACUUGAACCUCAUAAAUUUUUAUCUUGCACAGAGAAGUGUUGAAACAAUUACUCAGUGUAGUGCUAUAGUGUUUGAUGGAUUUUUUUCCUGGUUUGCUGAAGUGUUUGGUUUUAAGCCCUGCAACCUAUAAAAAUAUCUCUUCUAAAGAACUAAUAUCGAAUCGAAGUGUUAUCAAGUCGAGAGCUUUUGAACUUGCGAGUGUUUCCAAUUCGAAUUUAUUUUGGUUCUUAUCACUAAUUUCCUGCUGAUAGGAAGAAAAGAGUGCCAAAUUGUUUGUGGAAAACCCUUCAAAGUGUCUUCUUAAGCUUUUUUUUUUGUCUGAAGAAAAAAAAGGGGAUGAACUGAAGGUGUUGCCUGACCAAAGAAGAUGCUGGACAAUUUUGAAAGCAAAAUCACUUUUGAAAUCCCAACUAAUUUGGACUUUCAAACCCUAGCUAUGUCCAAUAACUACACAGUCCUCCUCACCGGAGUCGGUGAGAUGGACCUCAGCUCGACAUUGGGUGACACAUCCACUAGUAUCAGUGGGACUCGAGGUGGAUUGGCCAGAGAUGGCCUCCUAACUGGAGAUGCUGAGUAUGAUCGAUUUAUCGGAGACGUUUGGGUGGGAAUUCUGCUCACUCUCAUGAUUGUCUCCUCAAUCUUCUGCAUGUGUGCCUGUUUCCUGUAUCAUAAAUUUCUCCAGUGGAAAACAAGCCUACACCAAAGUCACCAAGGAGCCAAUGACAACCUGGAAGCAGGCCUGCAUCACUUCGAUAGUGAUUCAUUACCUAGCUAUACUCUUGUCUCAGGACUGCCAAGUUACGAUGAUGCGUUAGAGUCCUUCAGGUAUCCUAACACAGCCUCAACGACACGUCCCUCAAUCAUAAAGCUUUUCGCUUUCGAACCUAAUCCCAAGGGGCAGGAUUAUGGACCUCAGAAAGACAAAGGAGUUAUGGAAGAAGCGCCUAGCUACGAUGAUGCUGUAGGUGGACACCAGAUGGCACGAAAAGUGCUACAGUGUCGCGUUCCCAGCUAUGAGGAAGCCACCAGGGCGCCUAGAUUAUGUGUUAACCUGCCUAGAUCCUUAAUUGCGGGUCGGGAACUCGCACAGCUGCACAAAGUCCCCUCAGCGGGCGAUGUGAGCAGUCAGAGUGCAAUAAGUAGGUCCCCGAUACGCCACAACAGCCUGCCCCGCAACUUUAGUCGUCAGUUGGACCUGUGACUCUCAUCUGUGAUACCUCAGCAACAUAAUUCAAUAUUAUAGCAAUAGAAUAACUGAAAGACUCUGUAACCAAGGAGAACAAGGUUGCACUGAGGAAGAUGUUAAAACAUAUGCUGUGACUUUUACCAUGUAGUUUUUGAGAUGAGGAUGAUAUUUUACUUAAUUUAAGCUAUAGAUGAAUUUUUAGAUUAAAAUGUGAUUUCUCACGUGAAAUCCUUAAUUGGUGCUCUUCGGAAGGAUUGAGAAAUAUAAGACAGAUAUUUUUUCUUUGUAUAAAGUCAAAAAAAAAUAGUCAAUAAAGUAAUUGUAUUUGCAAAUUUUA
Molecule: messenger RNA, 2038 nt
Organism: Phlebotomus papatasi
Lineage: Eukaryota; Metazoa; Arthropoda; Insecta; Diptera; Psychodidae
Product: protein commissureless 2 homolog
Exons: 2
Coding region: 883-1716 (277 amino acids)
Biological process (GO): axon guidance
Source: RefSeq, a predicted model, not a curated record